AUGGCCGACGCCGAAAAGCCGACCGAAGAAACGGCCCAAUCCCCGCCCCCAAAGUCCCCCGUCUCCCCAAAAUCGCCUGCAGAUUCCGAACAGGCUGAGUCCAGCCCGCCAAUCGACGCCAGCAUUCUCCCAGCAUCACACUGGGAACCAGUCCAAGAAGAGGUUAUCUACGAUGGUGAUUCGGGGCUGGGCGACCUGGCCAGCAGCACGGCCUCGCUGUCGAGCAGCAUUCUCCAGUACAGGACCGUGCUCGGCAGGACGUAUGCCAGUGAAAUCGGCAAGUCGGAGGGCUGGACCCCGAAUGACGAGAAGCACACCGAAUCCAUGGAUAUUCACCACCACGCUUGCACGCUGCUAUUAGAUGGGAAGUUAUUCCUUGCUCCCAUCAAAGGUGAAACUAUCAGUAAAGUUGUCGACAUUGGCACCGGCACAGGCAUCUGGGCCAUCGACUUUGGCGACGAAUUCCCCAACGCCGAAGUUAUUGGCACCGAUAUCUCCCCCAUCCAACCCACCUGGAUCCCACCCAACGUCAAGUUCGAAAUCGACGACGCCAACCUCCCCUGGACCUGGAGAGACGACACGUUUGAUUUCGUGCACGUGCGCGGCAUGAUCGGGACCAUCAUCGACUGGCCGGCCUUCUACCGUGAGGCCUUCCGGUGCUGCAAGCCCGGCGGCUGGAUGGAGCACCACGACGAGGCCGCCGAGUGGCAUGCUGCCAACGGCGAGAUCUCCGAGGACAGCGCCAUGGGCCAGUGGGGCAAGGUCUUCUCGGAGGGCGGCAAGAAGUUUGGCCGCACGUUCCGCCUGAUCCAGGACGACGUGCAAAUAAAAGGCAUGCAGGAGGCCGGCUUCGUGGAUAUCGUCGUCAAGGACUACAUGUGUCCGCUAGGAGACUGGCCCAGGGACCCCAAGCAAAAGGAGAUUGGCAUAUUUGCAAAGCUGGUGCUGGAGACAGACUUGGCCGGUGCGUUGAGUUCCAAACCCCGUUCCCCGAUCCCCUGGAUCUUCCGGACUAACAAACCCAAGGCUUUGUCAACUUUGUUUGGUCCUCUGUUAUGGGCUGGAGUAAUGAAGAGAUUCAGGUGUACCUGGCAAACCUCCGGCAUGAGAUGCGGAACAAAACCAUCCACACAACCUAUCCCCAUCGCGUGGUAUAUGGGAGGAAACCGGAGUAGUGGUGUGGAGUCGGGUUGGGGGAUUCCUGGGACAGCGAGACGGGAGCGGAUACAGGCGGAUAGGUAG
This is a messenger RNA of Chaetomium globosum CBS 148.51, 1242 nucleotides long. RefSeq lists its product as uncharacterized. The record is from RefSeq and is a predicted model, not a curated record. NCBI's taxonomy places the organism in Eukaryota, Fungi, Ascomycota, Sordariomycetes, Sordariales, Chaetomiaceae. Gene Ontology annotation, molecular function: methyltransferase activity. The transcript has 5 exons. The coding region runs from base 1 to 1242 and encodes 413 amino acids.